AUGGAUGGACCUGGUUCCCCUGUAAAUCAGACCAUGUAUAGAGGGAUCAUAGGGUCACUCCUGUAUUUCAUUGCAAGCAGACCAAACAUUAUUUUCAGUGCGGGUCUCUGUGCAAUGUUUCAAUCCAAUCUAAAGGAAUCUCAUCUGAAGACUGCCAAGAGAAUACUGAGAUAUAUCAAAGGAACGCAGGACCUGGUCCUUUAUUAUCCCUCAGGUGACAACUUUGAUCUUAUUGGGUAUGCUGACGCAGAUUAUAUAGGAUAUCUGGUGGAAAGGAAAAACACUUCUGGAAUGGCACAUUUCCUGGGCUCCUGCUUAAUAUCAUGGGGUACAAAGAAGCAGAACUCUGUGGCACUCUCAACUGUAGAAGCGAAAUAUGUAGCAACUACCUCUUGA
Nicotiana tabacum (common tobacco) is the source of this 396-nucleotide messenger RNA. RefSeq names its product secreted RxLR effector protein 161-like. Lineage: Eukaryota; Viridiplantae; Streptophyta; Magnoliopsida; Solanales; Solanaceae. The record is from RefSeq and is a predicted model, not a curated record.